Molecule: messenger RNA, 600 nt
Organism: Miscanthus lutarioriparius
Lineage: Eukaryota; Viridiplantae; Streptophyta; Magnoliopsida; Poales; Poaceae
Source: the annotation of a GenBank genome assembly
AUGGCGGAGGUGGAGCAGCAGCAGGACGUGGUGAAGCUCUUCAACCGCUGGACCUUCGAUGAUGUCCAGGUGAACGACAUCUCGCUGAACGACUACCUGGCGGUGUCGCCGACGAAGCACGCGACGUUCCUGCCGCACACCGCGGGCCGCUACUCCAAGAAGCGGUUCCGCAAGGCGCAGUGCCCCAUCGUCGAGCGCCUCACCAACUCCCUCAUGAUGCACGGCCGCAACAACGGCAAGAAGGUCAUGGCCGUCCGCAUCAUCAAGCACACCCUGGAGAUCAUCCACCUGCUCACUGACGCCAACCCCAUCCAGGUGAUCGUGGACGCGAUCAUCAACAGUGGACCCCGUGAGGAUGCCACCCGUAUUGGUUCUGCUGGUGUUGUGAGGAGGCAGGCUGUGGAUAUCUCACCCCUGAGGAGGGUGAACCAGGCCAUCUACCUCCUCACCACUGGUGCCAGGGAGAGCGCUUUCAGGAACAUCAAAACCAUUGCUGAGUGCCUUGCAGAUGAGUUGAUCAAUGCUGCCAAGGGCUCUUCCAACAGCUACGCCAUCAAGAAGAAGGAUGAGAUUGAGCGUGUUGCCAAGGCCAACCGUUGA